Messenger RNA from Alosa alosa (allis shad), 1696 nucleotides. RefSeq names its product pyruvate carboxylase, mitochondrial-like. Gene Ontology annotation, molecular function: pyruvate carboxylase activity; metal ion binding; ATP binding. The record is from RefSeq and is a predicted model, not a curated record. Lineage: Eukaryota; Metazoa; Chordata; Actinopteri; Clupeiformes; Clupeidae. Gene Ontology annotation, cellular component: cytoplasm. Gene Ontology annotation, biological process: pyruvate metabolic process; gluconeogenesis.
UCACAUCAAACAGUAACUGUCUCGUUUGGCCAGGCCAGAUGCGGGACGUUAUCAAGCCCGUUUAGAGUUAGUGCAGUUUAAGUCGUGAUUUCUCGCCAUAACCAUUCCUAAACAACAUCUCACGUCUAGUUCAAUGUACACAUCUCGCAUGAAAUAAAACUGAGAAAGGACCCCAGUGUAGCAGAGCCGCACAUACACCUCCCACCGUACGUCACCUAUCCUCCGAAAGUUACGCACGGGGAGCCUUGAGCUUUUCCACUUCCAGUCUUACAUUCCUUUGAGAUACUGGGUUGGAUACUAAACCCUUAAGUCGUUACUGACAGAAGGAAAGAUGCUGCAUCAGGUGGGAGGAGUGCGUGUGGCCCUGGGCCUGCUGGUGGUGCGGAGGUCUUGCCUGACCUGUCUGUCCCGCACUGCCCACACCUCCCCAAAGGCCCGCGAGUACAAGCCCAUCAAGAAGGUCAUGGUGGCCAACGCAGGUGAGAUUGCCAUCCGUGUGUUCCGGGCAUGCACAGAGCUGGGUAUCCGCACGGUGGCGGUGUACUCCGAGCAGGACACGGGUCAGAUGCAUCGGCAGAAGGCGGACGAGGCCUACCUCAUUGGCAAGGGCCUGCUGCCCGUCGCCGCCUACCUGCACAUCCCCGACAUCAUCAAAGUGGCCAAGGGUAACGGGUUCCCAGUCGAACGCUCGGACUUCGCCAGGGCAUGUGCGGAUGCUGGCAUCCGUUUCAUAGGCCCCGCCCCCGAGGUCGUACGCCAGAUGGGAGACAAAGUGGAGGCGCGAGCCCUCGCCAUCCGUGCAGGUGUUCCGGUGGUGCCGGGUACAAACGCGCCCAUCUCGUGUCUGCAGCAGGCCCAGGAGUUCUCCAGCACGUACGGCUUCCCCAUCAUCUUCAAGGCCGCUUACGGAGGAGGAGGGAGGGGCAUGAGGGUGGUGCGCGAGUACGAGGAGCUGGAGGAGAACUACCAGCGGGCAUACUCCGAGGCGCUGGCUGCAUUUGGAAAUGGCGCUCUGUUUGUGGAGAAGUUCAUCGAGAAACCGCGCCAUAUUGAAGUCCAGAUCCUGGGAGGUGUUGGUGGUGCCUCUGAGCAUUUCUCCAUCCAGAGACGGCACCAGAAGGUGGUGGAGAUCGCCCCUGCCGUGCAGCUGAACCCCCACCUCCGAGACCGACUCACCGCCGACUCCGUCAACCUGGCAAAACUGGUGGGCUAUGAGAACGCCGGCACAGUGGAGUUCCUGGUGGACAAGCACGGGAAGCACUACUUCAUCGAGGUCAACUCCCGCCUUCAGGUCGAGCACACGGUUACCGAGCAGAUCACAGAUGUGGACCUGGUGCAUGCCCAGCUGCGUGUGUGUGAGGGACGGAGUCUCCCAGAGCUGGGUAUCAGACAGGACAAGAUCCGGAUCAACGGUUCUGCCAUCCAGUGCCGGGUCACCACUGAGGAUCCGGCCCGCGGCUUCCAGCCUGACACGGGACGCCUGGAGGUGUUCCGUAGCGGUGAGGGCAUGGGGAUCCGUCUGGACAGUGCGUCGGCGUUCCAGGGCGCGGUCAUCUCUCCGCACUAUGACUCCCUGCUGGUCAAGGUCAUCUCCAGCGGAAAGGACCUCCCUGCCGCUGCCGCCAAGAUGAGCAGCCCCUGCGCCAGAGUUCCGUGUCUUGGCGUCAAGCAAGAUUGCAGUAGAUUGGUGUCGUGA